CGCAACGGGCCUCCCAAGUGACGCGAUGCUCGAUUAUGAAGCAAAAGCGUUCCAGACGCAAGUGCUGCCGGGCGGGCGCGCCAUUGGCUGCCAUCGGGGUCCACCGGCUUGCCUCCUGGUCUCCUCGGGAGUGUUAUCAGCUACCCGUCGCCGAAUGUUGUCGAAUCUUUCCAGUUGGAACCACGCCUCCGAGCCUUCUUCUCCUUCUUCCAACUCCUGCUCUCGCUGCGUCUGAUACUCCAGCACCGCCAUUCCCCUCUUUUGACGCCCUUGCUAGCUCCCAUUCCCUCUUCAUCGAGCUCAGAUAGCUUCCGCAAUGGCCACCGCAGCGCGAUCCCUCACCCGCAGCGCCCUGCGCAGCUCCCUCGCGACCUUCAAGACCACCGUCACUCGCAACUCGCGCCUCGCCGUCCCUCGCCAGGCCUUCCAGCAGUCACGUCGCGGCUAUGCUGACAGCGGCGCCCCCAAAUCUGGCGGCAGUGGUGGACUGAUAUGGGGCAUUGGGCUGGCGGCUCUUGGUGGCGGGGGUUACUACUACUACACCCAGAACCCGGACCUGUUUGCCAAAGCCGAGGAGAAGACCAAGGGCCCCUUUGAGCCCAAGUUCGAGGACUACCAGAAGGUCUACAAGACUAUUGCGAAACUUUUGGAGGAGAAGGACGACUACGACGAUGGCAGCUAUGGCCCCGUGCUGGUGAGAUUGGCAUGGCAUUGUAGCGGAACGUAUGACAAGGAGACUGGUACUGGAGGCUCGAACGGUGCGACCAUGAGGUUUGCUCCGGAGGGUGACCACGGAGCCAAUGCUGGCCUCAAGGCUGCCCGUGAUUUCCUCGAGCCGGUCAAAGAGCAAUACCCCUGGAUUAGCUAUUCCGACCUCUGGAUCCUCGCCGGGGUCACCGCCAUCCAAGAAAUGCAGGGCCCUCAUAUCCCCUACCGCCCUGGCCGCUCCGACCGCGAUGUGUCUUUCUGCACGCCUGACGGCCGCCUGCCCGACGCCUCAAAAGAGCAAAAGCACCUCCGCGCCAUCUUCGGCCGCAUGGGUUUCAACGACCAAGAAAUCGUCGCCUUGUCCGGCGCCCACGCCCUCGGCCGCUGCCACACCGAUCGCUCUGGCUACGAUGGACCCUGGACUUUCUCCCCGACCACCCUCACGAAUGACUACUUCAAGCUGCUAGUAGAGGAGAAGUGGCAGAACAAGAAGUGGAACGGCCCCAAGCAGUUUGAGGAUGUCUCGACCAAGACACUCAUGAUGCUACCGACUGACUUGGCUCUGGUUAAGGACAAGAGCUUCAAGCAGUAUGUCGACAAGUACGCCAGGGACAACGACGCCUUCUUCAAGGACUUCUCGGAUGUGGUGCUGAGGCUUUUCGAGCUCGGUGUGCCGUUCACCCAGGGCGAGGACGCGAGGUGGACGUUUAAGAGCUCCUUUGACGAGGCGGCGUCUUCGUAAAGUGGAUGAGCUCCUGUGCAUGUGUAGCGAUGGUUGACCGUGCUAGAAUGUGAGCAAAAUCUUGCUCAGCAAGCGAGAGAUAUCCUAGAAGUUUGAUAUCCUAGACUUAGAUGAGGUCUCAUGAGAACUUCCCUCGCUGUCGUUGCAGAGGAACAGCGUACUGGAAGCACACUGUUAUAGAUAGAUCUUUCACAGUCCAGGCGUGUUGCAGAUUAGCAAGCCCCUCUCGAAGUCUAAUGGUUUGCUUUCUUGUAACAUAGCUCGAACGUUUUGAAUCAGAAGCCUUUGUAUACAUGCUUC
Mytilinidion resinicola is the source of this 1750-nucleotide messenger RNA. RefSeq names its product mitochondrial cytochrome c peroxidase. Bases 317 to 1450 code for a protein of 377 amino acids. The transcript has 3 exons. The record is from RefSeq and is a predicted model, not a curated record. Gene Ontology annotation, molecular function: peroxidase activity; heme binding. Lineage: Eukaryota; Fungi; Ascomycota; Dothideomycetes; Mytilinidiales; Mytilinidiaceae. Gene Ontology annotation, biological process: cellular response to oxidative stress; hydrogen peroxide catabolic process; response to reactive oxygen species.